UCCGUAAAUAUCGUAUUUUUUUUAGGAUAACCCAGCAGAGGUCGGAGAGUUAAGCACACCACCUAAUCUAGAGUUCAGGCCUGCCAAUAAAAUAGCCCCUUUCAGAUUGCUUGAAUUGAUUUAAGUUGACUUAGCGUCUGAACUCUUCCGUGUAUUUCUUCCUGGAACUAUUCAACAAUUUGUCGGUGUGAAGAACACUUUGAAUUAGAAUCGCAUCUGUGGUGGAGAAGAAGCAGAAUUGCCCUUUGUACUGUGUCUGAUAAAAUUAACAAGAAAAACUUAUUGACUGAUCAUCUUCAUGACUGUGAUUCAAAAUGUGCAGCGCUUCUCUACUGCAAUCUUGCAGAGGUCUCAACUGGGCAGAGAUUUUUCUGGGUUGAGAAUUUUUCGUCUGCCAUUAAUGAAGAAAGCACCUGCAGCUUGCAGUAUUACUAUCUAUACGUUUUUCGUCUUCUUCAUUCUCUUUGUCGCAGCUGACUUCAUCUCUUUUUUCUGCUUCAGCAGCCGUUUUAUCUUUCUGGUUAAUAAUUCUGAGCGCAAAGCAGUACCAAUCUCUGAAAAUCACCGGAAAACGCCGAGGCCAAUUGUAGUCCCACUCAACUGCUCCGCCAGGAAUCUCACUCAAACCUGCCCAGGAAAUUACCCAACAACAUUUGAUACAGACUUGGCAUGGAAACCUGUUUGCCCAGAUUACUUUAGAUGGAUCCAUGAAGAUUUGAAGCCAUGGAAGACCACAGGGAUUAGUAGUGAUAUGGUGGAGAGAGCUAAGAGGAGUGCCCAUUUCAGACUGGUUAUUGUGAAGGGCAAAGUGUACAUAGAGAAGUACAAGAAGUCGAUACAGACUAGAGAUGUGUUCACAAUAUGGGGUAUUCUGCAACUUCUCAGAAGGUACCCCGGAAAGUUACUGGACUUGGAGCUGACGUUUGACUGCAAUGACAGGCCGGUGAUCAGAUCAGGCGACCACCGUGGACCCAACUCGACGAGCCCACCACCUUUGUUUCGCUACUGUGGGGAUCGGUGGACUUUGGAUGUGGUGUUUCCUGACUGGUCCUUCUGGGGUUGGCCUGAGAUUAAUAUGAAGCCAUGGGGGAAUUUAUUGAAGGACCUAAAAGAAGGCAACAACAGGACCAAAUGGAUGGAAAGGGAACCAUAUGCCUACUGGAAGGGAAACCCUUUAGUAGCUGAAACCCGGAGAGACCUCCUUACUUGCAAUGUCUCUGAUGUACAGGACUGGAAUGCUCGACUAUUUGUCCAGGACUGGAUGCUUGAAUCUCAACAAGGAUAUAAGCAAUCAGAUGUAUCAAACCAGUGCACUCAUAGAUACAAGAUCUACAUUGAAGGGUGGGCAUGGUCUGUCAGUGAGAAAUACAUUCUUGCUUGUGAUUCUGUUACAUUGAUGGUGAAGCCUCGUUACUAUGAUUUCUUCAUGAGAAGUCUGCAACCCGUGCACCACUACUGGCCUAUUAAGGACAACGACAAGUGCAGAUCCAUUAAGUUUGCUGUGGACUGGGGCAACAGCCAUAAGCAGAAGGCACAAGCCAUUGGGAAAGCGGCAAGCGACUUUAUUCAAGAAGAGCUCAAGAUGGACUAUGUCUAUGACUACAUGUUUCAUCUAUUGAAUGAGUAUGCAAAGCUUUUGCGAUUCAAGCCGACCAUACCUGAGGGAGCUGUGGAAGUCUGCUCUGAGACAGUGGCAUGCUCUGCAGAAGGGGUAGAGAAGAAAUUCAUGAUGGAAUCCUUGGUGAAUAGUCCUUCUGUUACAAGCCCAUGCGCCCUGCCCCCUCCCUAUGAUCCCCCAGUCCUUGGAGCAUUGCUUAGGAAGAAAGCCAACUCCAUAAAGCAAGUGGAGAGAUGGGAGAAUAGGUAUUGGGAGACUUUAAAUCAGCAGCAUUAGAGGAUGUCAAGGAUCCUUUUAAAACAAAACAUACGAGAAGAGAGUGACAGUAAAGGUGGAUGCUACAUGAUACUUAUGUCUGGUUUCCUAUGUAUCAUAUUUAAAAUGAAAUACACAAUAUUGACUGAAAUGGGCCUCCUUCGAACCUCCCAAAUUGAAUCUGGACUUGGCUUAUGAGUUAUGACAUAGUUUCUACAGUCCCGGACUCUCAUAAUA
Vitis riparia (riverbank grape) is the source of this 2110-nucleotide messenger RNA. RefSeq names its product O-glucosyltransferase rumi homolog. NCBI's taxonomy places the organism in Eukaryota, Viridiplantae, Streptophyta, Magnoliopsida, Vitales, Vitaceae. The record is from RefSeq and is a predicted model, not a curated record. The coding region runs from base 299 to 1894 and encodes 531 amino acids. The transcript has 7 exons.